Molecule: messenger RNA, 977 nt
Organism: Acanthoscelides obtectus
Lineage: Eukaryota; Metazoa; Arthropoda; Insecta; Coleoptera; Chrysomelidae
Source: the annotation of a GenBank genome assembly
CUCUGCCUGGCGCAAGGACUGUGCACCGAAACAUGCCAGUUGUCAGAAUUUUCCGACAUAACCUAACGAACUUUCUUUUCUGUUUGACCCGCUUGAACUCGUGCUUCGUCGUGCUUGUUCUCUUGGAGCUAAGGCCUAUCGGCGACUUGCACAAAUUUUAUAACAAGAAAAAUGACUUCCAACGCUGAAUUAGCUUGUGUUUACUCCUCUCUGAUCUUGUCCGAUGAUGAUAUUGCUGUUACGGGCGAGAAGAUCCAAACAAUCCUGAAAGCAGCCAAUGUCGAUGUAGAGCCGUACUGGCCUGGUCUGUUCGCAAAGGCUCUUGAAGGUAUCAAUGUCAAGGAGCUCAUCAGCAGGAUUGGGUCUGGAGUAGGAGCAGCACCAGCUGGUGGCGCUGCUGCGGCUCCCGCGGCAGCUGAAGCGGCCGCUGCCCCAGCAAAGGAAGAAAAGAAGAAAGAAGAGGAACCUGAAGAGUCUGACGAUGACAUGGGUCUGGGACUCUUCGACUAGACAUGUGGUACAAAUCGCAUUGACUUGUGAUCAUGUAUUUUAAGGAAUAAAACGUUUUUAUAAGAUACGCAAGGAACAGAGAGCAUUUUCAAAACCUCAAAUGUUGUUACAAUAAUCCUCGAAUUUCCGCAUUCUUUUCAACAACACAGAUAUCCUGAGCGAACUGUAUUUAUUGUUAUAUUGACGUUACAUGUCUGACUUCAACAUUACUGGUGCAGGCAAUAGAAACGUAUUGCGAUCUAAUUUGUAAAUAAGACUUUAUCCAAAGAUAUGGCACUAUAUCCAAUAACAUCCACACAGUGCGAUGAAUAUGCCGUUCGAUGGAAUAUUUCACCACGUCACCUCCUUACUCUUGUCCGGCCAUCAUGUGUGCCCAAACAGAAUCUGGACUCAUCGCUGUACACGACUGGGCUCCAUUCAAGUCUCUCCCUACUCCAUACCACAUUUAACUGACAUCGUAAAUCGAU